Penicillium daleae is the source of this 765-nucleotide messenger RNA. Its product is annotated as Mpv17/PMP22 family protein. The record is from RefSeq and is a predicted model, not a curated record. Lineage: Eukaryota; Fungi; Ascomycota; Eurotiomycetes; Eurotiales; Aspergillaceae. The transcript has 6 exons. Gene Ontology annotation, cellular component: cytoplasm; membrane. The coding region runs from base 1 to 765 and encodes 254 amino acids.
AUGAUUACCUCUGCAAAGCGGAAAGUCCUCGAUGGACUGAAUAGAAGAUAUAUCUACGGUCGCGUGCCACUUUUGCACACGAUUAUAUUCCUCAUCGAGAUGGCUGUCGCUACGCGGAUUGCGAGCAAAUUCAACACUUACUAUGCCGAGAAGCCAGUUCUCACGACGAUGGUCACCAACGCUGUGCUUGGUGGCGUCGCCGAUACCGUUGCGCAGUUAAUUACCGCCUUCCGGGCACGAAAUGCUCAACGAACGCUCGAGAAUAAUGACUUCAUUUCGAUAGAGAUUCAUGACUUGGACAAGGGGAGACCACCUGUGAUCGGAGAGAUUGGGCCUGCGGCACAGUCUCCGGCGCCGUUCGACUUUGAGCGUGUGACGAGAUUCAUGGCAUAUGGUUUCUUCAUGGCUCCGGUCCAAUUCCAGUGGUUCGGAUUUUUAUCACGAGCAUUCCCUCUCACCAAGAUGAACCCCAGUGUGCCCGUGUUCAAGCGCGUUGCCUUUGAUCAGUUGAUAUUUGCGCCUUUCGGUCUGGCGUGUUUCUUUACUUUUAUGACCAUUGCCGAAGGAGGAGGCAAGAGAGCGUUGACUCAAAAGUUCCGGGACGUAUACUUGCCAACGCUCAAGGCCAACUUUGUCCUGUGGCCGGCAGUCCAGAUUCUCAACUUCCGAGUCAUUCCUAUCCAGUACCAGAUUCCAUUUGUUUCAUCUAUUGGUAUUGCGUGGACCGCAUACCUCUCGCUCACCAACUCCGCGGAUGAGUCUUGA